CGAAAUUUUAUUCUCUUCGUCGCCACUCAGUACGAACGGUUUCAGUGGGUUUCGUCUUCGUACUCUCCCACUUGGCACAGAGAUUCUGAUCGAACGCCAUGGAUUCGAGUGUCGUGCAUCUAGCCAUGGCGGCUCUCUUCGGAGCUUCCUUCGUCGCCGUCUCGGCGUAUUUCAUGCACCGGAAGACUCUCAACCAGUUGCUUGAGUUCGCCAAGGCGAUGGAGAGGGAGAGAGAAAGGCAGAGGGAGAGGGAGUUCUCCGGAGGAGACUCACCGCAGCAACACCUGAAGAAGCGGCGGAGCAAUGGCCGGAGGAUGUCGAACGGUUACUACCGCCGCGGCUCGGCGUCGCUUCCCGAUGUCACAGACUUUUCCGGUGGAAUCGACGGCGGCGGAGGAGGAGGACGAGACGAAGAGAAGCGCGCCAACGGUCACUUCAUCGACGACGGAAUCCCGCCUGGGUUGCCGAAGCUUCACACUCCAUCUGAAGGCGCGGGGAGAUCUUCUGUACUCGCGACUUCUACCAGGAAAUCUGGAAAUCUUAUCAGACCCAUUUCUCCAAAAUCUCCUGUUCCUAGUGCCAGUGCUUUCGAGAGCGUGGAAGAAUCAGACGAUGAAGAUAAUAUGACAGACACCGAUGCUCAGGAUGCUUCGUACUUGCUUGCCGAUGGGGAUGCUACUGCAAAUGACAACGGAGAACAAAUAACCAUGGCGGCUUCAAGCAUUAUUCGUUCCCACAGUGUGUCAGGUGACUUGCAUGGAGUUCAACCUGAUCCUAUAGCAGCUGACAUUCUGCGUAAAGAGCCGGAGCAAGAAACCUUUGUCCGCCUUAACAUUUCUCCUAUGGAGGUGCCAACUCCCGAUGAAGUUGAAUCCUAUAGAUGUAUUCAAGAAUGCCUUGAGCUGCGGAAAAGGUAUGUAUUUGGAGAAGCAGUUGCUCCAUGGGAAAAAGAAGUCAUAUCUGAUCCCAGUACCCCUAAACCCAAUCUGGAGCCAUUCACGUACACUCCGCAGGGGAAAUCUAAUCAUUAUUUUGAGAUGCAAGAUGGUGUCGUCCAAGUGUUUGCAAAUAAAGAUGCAAAAGAAGAGCUCUUCCCAGUGGCUGAUGCAACAACAUUUUUCACCGACUUGCAUCUUAUACUUAAGGUCAUAGCCACUGGAAAUAUUCGAACUUUAUGCCACCGUCGUUUGGUGCUCCUAGAACAGAAAUUCAACCUUCAUUUAAUGCUUAAUGCGGACAAAGAAUUUCUGGCUCAGAAAAGUGCACCACAUCGUGACUUUUAUAACGUCAGGAAGGUUGACACUCAUGUUCAUCAUUCAGCCUGCAUGAACCAGAAACACCUUUUAAGGUUUAUCAAGUCAAAGCUCAGGAAAGAGCCCGAUGAGGUUGUAAUAUUUCGAGAUGGGACAUAUUUGACCUUGAAAGAAGUUUUUGAGAGCUUGGAUCUGACUGGGUAUGAUCUGAACGUCGAUCUUUUGGAUGUUCAUGCAGACAAGAGUACCUUUCAUCGUUUUGACAAGUUCAAUCUUAAGUAUAAUCCUUGUGGUCAAAGUAGGCUAAGGGAGAUUUUCCUUAAACAGGAUAAUCUCAUCCAAGGCCGCUUUCUCGGUGAGAUAACAAAGCAAGUCUUUUCAGACCUUGAAGCUAGUAAAUAUCAGAUGGCUGAAUACAGAAUAUCUAUAUACGGCAGAAAAAUGAGUGAAUGGGAUCAACUGGCUAGUUGGAUUGUGAACAAUGAUUUAUACAGCGAGAAUGUUGUUUGGUUAAUUCAGCUUCCACGUCUGUACAAUGUGUACAAGGAGAUGGGUAUAGUGACAUCUUUUCAAAACAUCAUUGACAAUAUAUUCAUUCCGCUAUUUGAAGUUACAGUGGAUCCCGAUUCGCAUCCCCAGCUCCAUGUUUUCUUGAAUCAGGUGGUUGGGUUCGACCUGGUGGAUGAUGAAAGCAAACCAGAAAGACGUCCCACAAAACACAUGCCCACUCCAUCACAGUGGACUAACGCAUUCAACCCUGCAUUUUCGUACUAUUUGUAUUAUUGUUAUGCUAACCUCUAUGUGCUAAACAAGUUUCGCGAGUCAAAGGGCCUGACUACCAUCAAGCUACGACCUCAUUCUGGGGAGGCUGGGGAUAUCGACCACCUUGCUGCUACAUUUCUCACCUGCCAUAAUAUUGCUCAUGGAAUUAAUCUGCGGAAAUCUCCGGUGCUUCAGUAUCUCUACUACCUGGCACAGAUCGGUCUGGCGAUGUCUCCUCUGAGCAACAACUCUUUGUUUCUGGAUUACCAUCGAAACCCAUUUCCCAUGUUUUUCCUAAGAGGUCUCAAUGUUUCCCUCUCUACCGACGACCCUCUCCAGAUUCACUUAACUAAAGAGCCUCUUGUGGAAGAAUACAGCAUCGCUGCCUCAGUCUGGAAGUUGAGUUCAUGUGAUCUGUGUGAGAUAGCUCGUAACUCGGUUUACCAGUCAGGUUUCUCACAUGCCCAGAAGUCACACUGGCUGGGAAAAGAUUAUUACAAAAGAGGACCAGACGGAAACGACGUUCACAAAACCAAUGUGCCUCACAUCAGGGUGGAAUUCCGUGACACGAUAUGGAGAUUGGAGAUGCAACAGGUUUAUCUAGGCAGAGCUCAUAUCCCUGAUGAAAUCAUCCCUUGAUUCACUCAAAAGCUAUUAGAGAUGAUGAUGAUGAGUUCAUACAUACGAACAAGCCGAAAUCAGAAGGUAAGUACCCAAAAACAUUCUCUCUUACUACAAAUCUUGUCUGAUUUCUUUAGCUCUAGUCUCUGGACGAUUUACACCAACAGGCCUUUAACAUAAGUUUUGCAGUGACAGCGGCAAUGAAUGAAUAAUGUCCCAUAUGGAUUUGCGCACACACUGAGAGAGUGAGAGUGUAGUUUUUUUUAUGGUAAUAAAAUGACUUUUUGUCCUGAGAGGGUGUAUUUAUCAUAUUCAAUUAAAUCUGCGGCUAAUAACCCAAACUGUGAUUCAGCCGAUAUUUAUAUACAAGUUUGUAGAACUGAUAGAGGACUAUGUUUGGUGAAAUUCCGUAUAUUUCGCAUUUUUCUUGCAACGUUA
This is a messenger RNA of Tarenaya hassleriana, 3074 nucleotides long. RefSeq names its product AMP deaminase-like. The record is from RefSeq and is a predicted model, not a curated record. NCBI's taxonomy places the organism in Eukaryota, Viridiplantae, Streptophyta, Magnoliopsida, Brassicales, Cleomaceae. Bases 99 to 2654 code for a protein of 851 amino acids. Gene Ontology annotation, molecular function: AMP deaminase activity. Gene Ontology annotation, cellular component: cytosol. Gene Ontology annotation, biological process: AMP metabolic process; IMP salvage. The transcript has 19 exons.